ACUACGGUAUAUUUUUUUAUACUAUAUCAAACCUAAUCUCGGUUAUUUGCACGUAAAAUAAUAUUUUCCCUUCAUUUUUUGAUAAUUUUUGUAUUUUUGUAAAUUUCCUCUUGUAAAAUGGCUGUAAAUAUUAGUUCAGCGGUUAAAUCAAGCAAUAUAAUGACCAUUCAACUGGACUUGGAAGAAUUAAAACUCAACAUCGACAAUAUGUUUUUAGUUAUCAACGGAAUAAUUGUAUCUUUUAUGCAAGUAGGAUUCGCAUGUUUAGAAGCUGGAUGUGUGCAGCCCAAAAAUGUGACUAACAUUUUAAUGAAAAAUAUAUUGGAUUUAUUCAUCUGCGCCCUAUCGUACUGGCUGGUGGGAUACGGGUUGGCCUACGGUGGCGGUGGUUGCAGAUACUAUGGUAAGGAAUUCUUUGCGGGCGUCGGCAUGCCGUCAAGUCAAAACGGAGUGUGGUUUUUCCAGUUCGUGUUCGCAGCGACUGCAGCAACUAUCAUAUCCGGUGCUGUAGCCGAGAGGUGCAAUUUCGUCGCAUACAUAUUAUACAGCGUUAUCAUAUCAGGUGUGACGUAUCCCAUCGCCUCGCACUGGACUUGGUCACCCGACGGUUGGUUGCUGAAAAUUGGCUAUUCCGAUUUUUCCGGCGCUGGGACAGUGCACUUACUGGCCGGUAGCUGCUCGUUCAUCGCAGCCUUGUUCAUCGGGCCCCGGAACGGACGUUUUAGUACCAUCGCUCCGAACGAAUACAACGGACACUCGAUGCCGCUAGUAGCCACGGGAACUCUGUUGCUUAUAUCAGGAUUCCUGUCGUUCAAUGGCGCGUCCCUGGGCCAUAUUACCAAACCCGGUGACGGAGAAAUAGUGGCAAUUAGUGUGGCCAACACCAUUUUUAGUGGAAGUGGUGCGGCAGUGGUCAUAUUGAUUAUAGGCAAAGUUGGUCUGAUUGGGGAGUCCAGGUGGCCAUUCGCGAUGACCAUCAACGCCGUCUUGAACGGAAUGGUCUCGGUGUGCGGAGGUGUCAACGAGUACACACAUUUUUCUGCAGUGCUGAUUGGAAUGAUUGGUUGUAUCAUUUACUUAGUGUUGCAAUGGUUUGUUCCCCUUUUAAAAGUGGACGAUCCGCUAGAAACGACUGCCGUCCAUUUUGGUGGUGGAUUGUGGGGAGUGAUAGCUACACCGCUUUUUGUAAAAGGAGGAUUUUGGAACAAUCCCGAUUCUAUGCCACUUUUGAAAUCGAAUCUAAUUGGUGCUGCAUCGAUUAUUUUAUGGUCAGUAGUAAACAGUGCAAUAUUGUUCGGGUUCCUAAGAGUGUUUGACCUGCUCCGUGUGUCCAAAGAAAAAGAGAUUAUCGGUUUGGACAUGAGUCUUCACAAGGAACAAGCAUACCCGGAGACCAACAUUUGUAUUGAAAACGGAUAUAAAAACAACAAAACCACAGUUAUCAGACACGCCUACGACAAUGUGGCUAUGCAACACACCCUGCAACAGUAAUAAGCAGAUAUCUCAUCUUUUACGACAAGAGACGUCAAUAUUAUAUAAUAAAUCGUAAAACAAUAAUUCAUAUACUAUACAAAAACAUGAUAAGUGUAUUAUAUAUUAUAUAAAAUAAUAAAAUAAUGUUGAAUGUUCUAUCAGCAAAUAUAUGUUAUCACGGCCGUGGCAUAAGUGACGAAAUA
Messenger RNA from Diuraphis noxia (Russian wheat aphid), 1676 nucleotides. RefSeq names its product Ammonium transporter. Gene Ontology annotation, molecular function: ammonium channel activity. Gene Ontology annotation, cellular component: plasma membrane. Gene Ontology annotation, biological process: ammonium transmembrane transport; ammonium homeostasis. Lineage: Eukaryota; Metazoa; Arthropoda; Insecta; Hemiptera; Aphididae. The record is from RefSeq and is a predicted model, not a curated record.